Molecule: messenger RNA, 222 nt
Organism: Perkinsus marinus ATCC 50983
Lineage: Eukaryota; Perkinsozoa; Perkinsida; Perkinsidae
Exons: 2
Coding region: 1-222 (73 amino acids)
Source: RefSeq, a predicted model, not a curated record
AUGGUGCGACGAGAGAAUCCGGAGGCAGCAUUCAGGAGCCGCUCUAUGGUGAGCGAGCCAAGGGAGCGUUACGCCUUGCCUCUUAUCACCAAGAAAGGGCGUGUUGGAACUAGUUAUACUGGAGGAAUGCACAGAGGUAAGGUUGCUCGGAAGAGAAAGAACAUGAAGAAGUUGCGGCGAGAGUUGCCUCCUGGCGAGCCGGUUUCUGUUGCGGUCCAGUAA